Molecule: messenger RNA, 1761 nt
Organism: Suncus etruscus (white-toothed pygmy shrew)
Lineage: Eukaryota; Metazoa; Chordata; Mammalia; Eulipotyphla; Soricidae
Gene: GPR50
Product: G protein-coupled receptor 50
Exons: 2
Coding region: 1-1761 (586 amino acids)
Biological process (GO): G protein-coupled receptor signaling pathway
Cellular component (GO): membrane
Molecular function (GO): melatonin receptor activity
Source: RefSeq, a predicted model, not a curated record
AUGUCGCUUGCCUUGGCAGUGCCCACCCCGUUUGGCUGUAUUGGCUGUCAACUGCCUGAUCCAAAGUACCCACCGGCUGUCACAAUCUUUAUGUUUUGUGUGAUAGUUAUCACCAUCGUGGUCGACUUAAUCGGCAACUUCAUGGUCAUCUGGGCCGUGUCCUGGAACAAGAAGCUGCGAAAUUCUGCCAACAUCUUCGUGGUUAGCCUCUCUGUGGCUGAUAUGCUCGUGGCUAUCUACCCUUACCCUCUGAUGCUACACGCCAUGACCGUAGGAGGCUGGAAUCUGAGUGAGUUCCAGUGCCAGAUGAUGGGAUUCAUCACUGGCCUGAGCGUUGUAGGUUCCGUCUUCAACAUCAUGGCGAUCGCCAUCAAUCGCUACUGCUACAUCUGCCACAGCCUGCAGUAUGAACGAAUCUUCAGUAUGCGCAACACCAUCAUCUUCCUCAUCAUCACCUGGGUCCUGACCGUCCUGGCCAUCCUGCCCAACGUGUACAUCGGCACUCUCCAGUAUGACCCUCGCACUUACAGCUGCGUCUACAACUACGUGCAAAAUCCGGUCUUUGCACUGGUCAUCGUUGGCAUCCACUUUGUCCUCCCUCUGUCCAUCGUGGGUUUCUGCUACACGAAGAUCUGGGCUAAAGUGAAGGAGGCCCGUGAAGACCCAAGACAGAAUCCUGACCACCAGUUUGCUGAGGUUCGCAAUUUUCUAACCAUGUUUGUGAUUUUCCUCCUCUUUGCAGUGUGCUGGGGUCCGGUCAAUGUGCUCACUGUCUUCGUGGCUCUGGUUCCGAAGGAGACGGCGAGCCAGAUCCCCCACUGGCUUUAUCUUACAGCUUAUCUUCUAGCCUACUUCAACAGCUGCCUCAAUGCUGUCAUCUACGGUAUCCUCAAUGAGAAUUUUCGAAGAGAGUAUUGGACCAUCUUCCAUGUCAUGCGCCACCCACUCCAGUUCUUCUCUGGCCUCAUCACUGAUGUCCGUGAGACGAGGGAGUCCCGUGCACUCGCUCGUGCCCGUGUCCGUGCCCAUCACCAGGCCCGUCUUCAAGCCCGUCGCCUUGCCCGUGAACAAGAGCGCAGACCUGUGUGUCCUCCUGUGGAAGAAAUACCAAUGAGUGUUCGGAAUGUGCCCCUGCCCGGUGACAGUUCAGCUGGCCAGCCCAAGUGUCCCAUUGUCCUCCCUGAGCCAAUCUUGCCCCCAUCCCAGCCUCUCUCUGUCCUCCGUAAAUCUGCCUCUGACCAUGUUAAGUCUGCUGUCAUUCACCCUACAUCUGCCUCUUUUCACCCUAAACCUACCACUGUUUAUCCCAAGGCUUCACCUGUCCACUUUAAGGCUGCCUCCGUCCAAUUCAGGGGUGACUCUGCACAUUUUCAGUCUGCUUCUAGCUACCCCAAGGUGGUCACUGGCCACCACAUUCCUGCUGGCAGUCACUCCAAGAUGGCUUUCACUUCUGCCACCUCUGCCAUUGGCCGCAGGAAUACUGCUACCACAAUCCACAUUGAGCCUGCUCCCAGGCACAGUGAGCCCCUCACAGGCAGCUUUCCCAGCGCAACUGCCCUCGGCUACACUGUACCUUCCAUCACUGGCCGCUUUCCCCGUGUCAUCCCCGACCUCCCUGAGCCAGCUUGCAGCCCUGUCCUCAGAUCUCCCAAGCCUGCUGUGGCCUUUAGCAUCCCUACUGUGGUCAUUUCAUCUGUCAAUGACCCGGAGGGAGAGGGGACGGUGGUUCUUAACGCGGAAGAAGAGGAAGUAGCUGUGUGA